This is a messenger RNA of Bacillus rossius redtenbacheri, 6091 nucleotides long. RefSeq lists its product as uncharacterized. Lineage: Eukaryota; Metazoa; Arthropoda; Insecta; Phasmatodea; Bacillidae. The transcript has 3 exons. The record is from RefSeq and is a predicted model, not a curated record. Bases 220 to 1026 code for a protein of 268 amino acids.
GAGGAUCUUGUUCUACGGUUGUUGGUUAAAUUGUAUCACGUGGGUUAUGAUGUUGUGUUUAAAAAUUGUGUUUUUAAUGUUUUAUUUUUAAUAUUUAUCCUGAAAUUUUAAUUUUUUGUUGAAAGUUUUCGCCUAACAUCGUUAUCAGGUAGGUCGUUGGUCGUUCCUGCGGGACUGUGCGAACUCAGGUGUCUGACCCGUGCGCUCGUGGUGGCAGCCAUGAUGAUCGACGACCCGGACGACCCCCUGGAGCAGUGCCCGCUGCAGAAGUCGCACAUGAUCCGGCGGUCGCGCAUGGCGGUGCACCUGGCCAAGUGCGUGGUGGCGACCAACCCGGGCUCGGAGCUGGUGCAGUGCCUGUACGACUCGACGCACUGGGUGAAGCAGCCCCUGCUCCACUUCCACAUGACGGAGCAGUGCGACAAGCGCGAGCUGUUCGAGAAGUUCGUGCUGCAGCCGGACGCCGUAUGCAACCCCAACCCCUCGCCCCUCACGCAGAGGACGGAGCUGCCCCCGCCCGAGGAGGACUGGGACGACGGGCCCCUGACGGGUUACGACCCCAGCCUCAAGGCGAGCAGCGAGGCCGUGCUGCGCACCAUCUGCGUUGCGCCAAAGUCGAAGCGCCGGGAGUUCCGCCAGCACGAGGUGGAGCGCUUCCAGGAGCUGGCUCAGCAGGGCAAGGUGGGGAUGAGCGUGUCGGGCCGGGCGCGCGAGCCCCUGGCGGCCCCCGCCCCCCUGCGGCAGCCCCGCGCGGAGGUGUCCCAGGUGAUAGGCGCGGGCCGGGGGGCCCCCUGCCGCGGCGAGGCGUCGGAGGAGGUCGAGCGGGCCAUGGGCCGGCUGAAGCUGGACCAGCCCCCGGGGCCGGCCGACGAGCAGGCAGACGGCUGGGUGGCGGUCGGUCGAGGAAGCCACAAGAAGGAGCGCCGGGAGGCGAGGCAGCCCGAGCCGAGAGCUCCCGGGUUCGUGGUCUCCGGCCGGGACGCCAUCGCGGUGCCCCGCGGCAGGGGCAAGUUCUCCAGCUCGUGAGGUUGUGUGCACGCUCUCACUGGUGCAUUGACCGUUUGUUUUUGUACUCACGUCUCCUGCCCAGCUCCUGUACAUCUUUUCCUUUAAGUGUGGCUUAAGUUGUUAUACUUGUUCAUCCUUUUUUACUUUGUUCAUGAUGUAAUAUUUUUUUUUGGUCAAGAGAAACUUGUGUUGUUAAAAUCCUCAGUUUUAAUACUACACGUAGCCAUGGUGUACAUCGCAUCUGUUGUUGGUUACACCUGUUGUACUAUUUCCCCAUCAACCGUGGUUGACAAAAUUUACGAAUGCAUAACAAGUUGCUGAGUGGCCAUCAACUCUUGAAAAUUUUGUACAGCUCGUGUUUUAUAUGUAAAGCAAGAGUCUUCACUUCUGUGAAAAAUUUUGACUACCAUACAAAGCAUAGACAAUGGAUGGCUCUAAAUGUGCCACUUCAAUGUCAGUGUCUCUCAGCAGUGUCGGGUGAUAGUUUUUUAUUUAGAAGAAAAAAAAAUUGCCUUGAUUUUUGUUGCUUAAAACUUUUUAUUUUAUAAUGCCAUACUUUAAGCACAUGUAUAAGUUUAUUGGCAGGCUUGAUAAUUUUAAAAACAUUAUUAUAAGGGUUCUGUAAAGUUGUCGUGUUUUUUUUUUUUUUUUUUUUUUUCAUUUAAUUCCUUUCACUUAUAUGUUAAUAUUGAGGUCAUGUUGCAAACUAUAUUACGUCAUCUAUAUUCUUGAGAAUAAAAAAGGUAGUACAUAUGACAACCUAUAAUUAUUUUACUAAUAAAUCAAAUCAUAAUUUGUUCAGUUAAUGACAAUUUUUAAAUUUUAUUUCAUUUGCCUACACAUUCCUUCAUCAUUGUGCUCAAAUUUUCCCUGAAUGAACACUGUAAAAAUAUCAACUAAACUAUUUAAAAUCUAAAUGCAUAUCAUCAAUUUGUUGUUCUUCUCUAAAAUAGUAAUGCAUUAUUGUUCUGGAUGUGCUUUUACUGAAAUGUCUGCACUGUUUUGUAGGAGAAUUAAGGUCUGCAUGAUUCAACUUUGCUGACUGUUUACAUUUCUCAACUAAGGCAUAUCUACUCCAAAAUUUUAAGUUUUUGCCAGUGCAGUUAGUUCAUACACAUUUGCAAUUGUCUUGUUGAUUUAAAGUUAAAGGGUACUAAAUGUAAUCAAUAUUUAUUGUUUAGGUUACUUUUUCUUUAGUGUCCAUGUUAUUUUAAUUCCUGGAACAUUUUGUUUCAAGAUAUUGAGCAUUCCUCAUCCAUGAACUUAUCAAGAAUUAUUUCUUUUAAGAAGCAGGGUUGUGAAUUUUUACCUUGGGUAGUUUUAAUACGCUAUUCAUGUGUAAGUGGUUUUUGUAUUACAGGCAUCACUCCUUGCUUCACCACAUUAUUUAAUAUGUAUGUAGGCAAGAUUUUAUGGUUUUUUUUGUGUUAAUUUUUGUUUAUAAAACAAAAGAUUUUGGUUUUAACUUUUUUUAUUUUUAUACAUUGUCUUACUUCAUAAAGAUAGUGUAUUAUUCAACAAAAAUGGAACUAAAAUAUUUCUUGAUACAUCCUUUUUUAUCUCAAAUAUUCCCAUUUUGACUUAAACAUUAUGCACUUUUACAAUUAAUUAAUUUGUUUGAAGCAGUACAGAGUAAAAUAUAUUAAUUUUUUCCAACCCAUUCAGUUCAUACAUUUUGCUUCAAACUUAAAAGCAUUGAAUUUACUGCAGUAAAAGGUUAUGUUUUUUUGUAAUUUGAAUUCAGAUUUGUCAAACCACUGAUUGAUUUCAUGAUUUUAAUUGCAAUUUGUUGCCAAAUGGUGUAUUAAUUUGCAUUUGCAUUUAGGUUUUAUAUGGUGUAAUGAUAUGCUUUUGUUUUAUUGCAACUAACUAUAUAACCUGCUCCCUAGUAAUCCAACAACCAUUGAGAUGUGUGCAUUUAGAUUUUUUUCAGUUGGAUUCAGCAUUUUUAGCUGGUCCAGAUUUGAUGCAUUUUUCUCGUACCACAAGCAGCUAGGUUUUAAGUAUCAUUGUGCAGUUUGUUAAUUUAAUUUUAGAUUUUCUUUAAAACUAUAUUGAUGUUUGAUAAUCUGACAAAACCACUUAUCCGGCACGGCUAACGUCCUAACAUGCCAGAUUAAAGCUUCUUUACUGAAUAUAUAUACACACAGACUGUUUUAGAAAUGCAAAGUUCGGUAUAGUUGUGAAUUAAAAGAAAUUUUUAAAGUGUUCUGAAUUUUGAUUACUACUGGACCUAGACAGUAACUUCCAGGCUUGCAUUUCACAACUUCAUAGCAGUCUCGCAAAGCAAGUAGAAAACAUUUUUUCCUUAUCUCUCUUUCAUCCAAACAUGUAAUUCGCAAACUAAACUCGUGUGAUUUGAUAGUCAAAUUGUAACCAUGUAUUGGUGUAGUACCUUGGUCUAGUCAGAGAAUCUAAGGCCCCAAAAUAAUUUCAAAAUAUUAAAAUUUGAAAAACGUUUGCCUGCGAUUGUAAGGCCCCUAUCUGAAGUGCAAACCUAUACAUAUGUAGGUACCGUAUAAACCCAUGUACCAUCCGCACCUUUUUUUAAAAAAAUCGGGUUCGAAAAAGUAGGGUGCGGGUGUUACAUGGGUCUUGGGCCAUUUUUGCACAGUGACAAAAUAACUAGAACUUUUUAUACUGGGGUUCUGCCGUAGUUUCAGUAGUAGUAGUUCUGCUGUAGUUAUUUGUAUGUCACUUUAAUUAAUUAAAAAAACUAUGAAUUUAAGUUUAAAUAGUCAUGAAUAAAAUAAUUUUGUGAUUCCUAUAUUUUCUAUGUUGUAGCUGUGUGUGGUGUUAAAAGGUUUGAAGAAUAUCACCUUCAGUUCUAUAGUACAGUGCAGUUUAUCUUAACUAUUUUCUACCUGUCAAGAUAACUUUUAAAUAUAAAAUUACCUUUUCCAGUAAGCUGUUGGGUGAACAAGCAAGACUUUGUAAUGUGUAACUUUUCACAGGAAGGAUCUGUGUCAAUUUCAAUAUAAAUUAUUUUGGGAUAAACCACAUGUGCAAUUUCAUAAAAUGUGAGAAAUCAUUUUAUAAUUUAAUAUUUUAUUCAAGUUUGAUACACAUAAUUAAUAUAAAUAUCAAGCAUAUUACAAAUAUAUAACAAUCUGACAUUAUUUCUCACAUAAUGUUAAAAUGACAGCUUAUAAAACUAACCAUUAUUUUUCAAAUUCUAAUGAACAUGAUUCUUUUCAUUCGCUCUUAUGUGUUGGGUGGUAAUGUACGUUACAUAUGUACAACUUACACACUCCACACGCUGGAGUGCACUGUGUAUGCAAUUAAAUGUGCAGCAUGAAUAUGUAUUGGUGUUAAGCCCAUGGUGAUUGAAGGCUGUGUUGAUGCAUUACUGCACAGUAGUUGCCAUCAGUGUAUAUAACUUCUAGUUGUGUUGACACCACAAUGUAGCUCUGAUAGUGCAUAGGAGUAUGGCAGCCUUUGUGAACAGUGGCAAAAAAAAAAAGGGGAGGAUAUAUCCCCCCUAAAAGUAUGAAGAAAUAUGUAUGAUAGAUCUCGGGGAAGGCAGUGUUAAUUUGAUUGAUGCAAGGUGAAAGUUGUCACAAAGCCUUGAAUCUCAAACUACUGUGGCAGUGAUGCAUAUUGGAAAUGAUAAUGUAACUGUCUAAACCCUUUGUUGUUGAAGUAAAUUUUUAAAAAUGUAAAAAAAUUUUUUUCCAAACCCUCUCGAAAUAAAUUCCUGUACCUGCCACUGUUUGUGAAAAAACUGCUGGAUUUUGUUGUAGCACAGAGUUAUAAGUCUGCGGAGUGGGUGAAUGUUCUAAAUUUUUAAUCUCUCUGGAUGGCAUUUGGUUAAGGAACUUUCUGGCAAGAAUCUUAAAAAAUGCCACUAUGAAGUGAAUAUUGUUAAAAGAUCAGCAAGGAAUUAGGUAGUAUUAAACUUUGUUACAAUUAAAACAUGUUUUGCUAUCUAGAAUGGAAAAAAAAUGUGAUAAGGAUUGAACAUACUAACAUCUUACCUCCAUGUUUUAUAGAUAAGUCAGUAUUAGUGUGGAAGUGAAGCAUUAUUAUUAAAAUAGUUAUGCAUUUUGUCACAUGUUUUCCAAAAAUAAAUAAAAUAUUUUUGAGAAAAACUUUUUUUUGUAAUUUGAUUUGUAUGAUUUGCUCAUCAUAUGGUAUUGUGGGUGUUAUGUUUGUUGAAACUUUCUUGCAGUUAGGAAAAAAUUAUAUGUUACUGUCCAUUUAGACUUGUUGGUCUUAAAUAUUCAUAAUUUUAUUACCAUAGCAAUCAGUUCACUAAUUUUUUAAAACAUCAUUACUGUGUGUUAUAAAACCUGCAAGACUAAUAUCUGUAAAUAUCAACGGUGCCAAUUACUUAGCAGUUUCUAGUUGAUGAUAAAGGUGUGUCGUGCUCAUUUGAUUAAGAAAAAACUGUGAUUUUUGUUCAAUGUAUGAACACUAUUUUUAACAUUUUAAUGAACAUAUGCCAUUGUUAGUUUUCACUGUAUGUCAUAGAGAAACCACAAGAAUAGACAAGAACUAUAAAUGCACAAACACACACAUAAACAAGCCAAAAUUAGCCAAUGUCAAAUGCUUCUGAAUCUCUGUGUUUCUGAUGUGCAUCAUCUCAGCUCUCAGUAUAUGGCAUUUAGUAGGUGUAAUUUCGUGAAUGGAACGUAAAGUCGAAUGAAUGGAAAUGUGUAAUCACUGUGCUGCCAUCUGCACAGAAAUCUCGAAAAUAUGGUGGAUCCACAGUAAACUCCCUAUGAUCCGCGGUGCAGAUUAUCCGCGCAUGCUACGAAAAAAUACAGCACAUAAUGUAAAUCUGUAUGUAUUUUAUUACAAGUGAGCAAAUUUGAACUCUCCUGACGAGUAUUGUGUGCAGUAUACAGUAAACGCCACAGGCCCUCUCGGAACUCACGCAGUAGGCUGGCCUGCGUUGCUAUUUUUGUCUCUGUCGUGCUGUGUUUCUGGUCGUAAGGUUGAGCACUUUUAUGUUUACAUUACUGAAAUGUAUUGUAUGUUAAUAAUUCAGUAAAAUACUAAAAUUUUAGCAUCAUUUAAAAACUUUUUACUGUUAAUUGUAACUUUUACUGAUAUAAAGUUUUAUAUUUUUAAGUUGAAA